AUGGGCACACUGAAAUAUCAACGGGGAACAUUACUGCCAAUAGAAGUCUUCCCUAGCAAUACAGAAAUGGAAGUCCUAAAGGUGGCAACAGACAAGCAUCAUAAAAACAAUAAAAUGCUUCCAACAGAGGAAUACAUUCUGUUAUAUAAAGAUGGAUCCAGGGCUUGUAGUAUACCGGGUGCAACAAAUGUUUUUACUGUCCGAGGGUAUAAAGAUUUUCUAGGAAAGCCAUUCCAGAAUAUGCAAUUGUACAUUUGCCCGAAAACAGAAUUUGAAUCAAAUGUAUCGAACAGCAGCGAUUCUGAUGACCUCCCAGAUCCAAAACUGAAUAACAAAAAUGAGGUAGGUGACGAUUCAUGGGAGGAGCUCGGAACACCAGAAAUACUAAAACGUAAAAGGCCAGCUACAAAAUCAAGGAAUCGUGCACCUGAAAGAGAGACCCAAAAUAUAGAUUCUGUAAAUCCAGCACCAAAACCAGAGAAUCGAGUACUUGAUGCAGAAACGAGAGUAAUAAAACAAGAAAACGACAGAAUGGAGCAACCCUCAACCUACAGGUCUUUAUACACAUCUAAUACCUUACAGUAA
Molecule: messenger RNA, 585 nt
Organism: Saccostrea cuccullata (small rock oyster)
Lineage: Eukaryota; Metazoa; Mollusca; Bivalvia; Ostreida; Ostreidae
Exons: 3
Coding region: 1-585 (194 amino acids)
Source: RefSeq, a predicted model, not a curated record